Geodia barretti is the source of this 2490-nucleotide messenger RNA. NCBI's taxonomy places the organism in Eukaryota, Metazoa, Porifera, Demospongiae, Tetractinellida, Geodiidae. The record is from the annotation of a GenBank genome assembly.
GUUGAAGCAGGAGCAAAGGUUAAUCUGGCUGCUGAGUGUGGAGAUGUUCCUCUGGGGAUUGGAAUUAGGAUGGGACAUGUCCAGACUGUUGAAAAGCUACUGAAAGCAAAGGCCAACAUAAACUACACGAACAAGCAUGGCCACAGCCCACUGUUUGAAGCUACCUUGGAAGGAAAUAAAGAUAUGGUGGACCGACUGGUUGAUGCAGGAGCUGACACUAAUGUGGCCACCACUAAGCGUGGCUAUGUUCCUCUGGGGUUGGCUGCUCAAAAUGGACAUGCAGCAAUCGUUCAGACUCUAUUAAGGGCAAAGGCAAUUAAUAUCAAUCACCAGACUAAGAACGGUAGGUUGACGCCCCUCUUCCUGGCCUCAAAAGAUGGUCAUGUAGAUGUAGUGAGACUACUGAUACAGAAGAAAUGUGACGUGAACAUCUGCAGCAAGGGUGGUAUUAGCCCCCUGGCUAUAGCCAGCAAGAAUGGCCACACAGAUAUAGUGGACCUACUGGUUAAAGCAGGAGCAAAGGUUAAUCUGACUGCUGAGUCUGGAGAUGUUCCUCUGGGGAUUGCAGCUGAGAUGGGACACAUCUCAGUAGUUGAGAGGCUGCUACAAGCAAAAGCUGAUGUAAACGACCAGAACAAGGUAUAGUGUAGUGACAAGACCAUCGCUGGUAACACUCCUGUCUACUUGGCUUCAAUAAAGGAUGGUAUUAGCCCAGUGUAUGUGGCUAGCUGGACUGGCAGAAUAGGUAUAGUGGAUCUGCUGGUCAAUGCAGGAGCUGACAUCCACCUGGCUGCUACCGACUCAUGUGGAGAUGUUCCUCUGGGGAUUGCAAUUCAAAUGGGGCACAUCCAGACUGUUGAAAGGCUGCUACAAGCAAAAGCUGAUGUAAAAUACCAGAACAAGGCUGGUAACACUCCUGUCUACUUGGCUUCUAUAAAAGGUCAUGCAGCAAUAGUGAGACUACUGAUAAGGAUAAAAGCUGAUGUUAACAUCUGUAAUAAGGAUGGUAUUAGCCCAGUGUAUGCAGCUAGCCGGAGUGGCAGAACAGGUAUAGUGGAUCUGCUGGUCAAUGCAGGAGCUGACAUCCACCUGGCUGCUGCCGACUCAUGUGGAGAUGUUCCUCUGGGGAUUGCAAUCAGGAUGGGACAUAUCCAGACUGUUGAAAGGCUACUGAAAGCAAAUGCCAACGUAAACUACACGAACAAGCAUGGCCACAGCCUACUGUUUGAAGCUACCUCGGAAGGAAAUAAAGAUAUGGUGGACCGACUGGUUGAUACAGGAGCUGACACUAAUGUGGCCACCACUAAGAGUGGCUAUGUUCCUCUGGGGAUGGCUGCUCAAAAUGGACAUGUAGCAAUCGUUCAAAGUCUAUUAAGGGCAAAGGUAAUUAAUAUCAAUCACCGGACUAAGAACGGUAGGUUGACGCCCCUCUUCCUGGCCUCAAAAGGUGGUCAUGUAGAUGUAGUGAGACUACUGACACAGAAGAAAUGUGAUGUGAACAUCUGCAGCAAGGGUGAUAUUAGCCCCCUGGCUAUAGCCAGAAACAAUGGCCACAUCGAUAUAGUGGACCUACUGGUUGAAGCGGGAGCAAAGGUUAAUCUGACUGCUGAGUCUGGAGAUGUUCCUCUGGGGAUUGCAGCUGAGAUGGGACACAUCUCAGUAGUUGAGAGGCUGCUACAAGCAAAAGCUAAUGUAAACACCCUGAACAAGGAUGGUAUUAGCCCAGUGUAUGCAGCCAGCCGGAGUGGCAGAACAAGUAUAGUGGAUCUGCUGGUCAAUGCAGGAGCUGACAUCCACCUGGCUGCUGCCGACUCAUGUGCAGAUGUUCCUCUUGGGAUUGCAAUUCGAAUGGGGCACAUCAAGACUGUUGAAAGGCUGCUAAAAGCAAAUGCUGAUGUAAACUACCAGAACGAGGCUGGUAACACUCCUAUUUACUUGGCUUCUAUAAAAGGUCAUGCAGCAAUAGUGAGACUACUGAUAAGGAUAAAAGCUGAUGUUAACAUCUGUAAUAAGGAUGGUAUUAGCCCAGUGUAUGUGGCUAGCUGGACUGGCGGAACCGGUAUAGUGGAUCUGCUGGUCAAUGCAGGAGCUGACAUCCACCUGCCUGCUGCCGACUCAUGUGGAGAUGUUCCUCUGGGGAUUGCAAUUAGGAUGGGACAUGUUCAGACUGUUGAAAGGCUACUGAAAGCAAAUGCCAACGUAAACUACAUGAACAAGUGUGGCACCGUUCCUCUGGAGACAGCUGCUAAGAUUGGGCGUGCUAAUAUUGUCCAGGGACUGUUGAAAGCAGGGGCAAAUGUUAACCAUCAGAACAAGGCUGGAUGCACAGCUCUGUACCGCGCAGUAGCAAAUGGCCACACAGAGGUAGUGGAACGUUUACUAUCAGCUGGGGCCAAGGAUCUACGAAACAAAGCUCUACAAACAGCUUUGAGCCUGGCUAGAGCUGGAAAUCACUGCGAAAUGAUACGUAUGCUGCAAUACCACAAGUGA